AUACAUGUACAGUUCCUAAUUUUACACAAAGAUUAAAUCCGUGAACAUGGCACAAAAGGGACUCCUCUUAAUUCUAUCUGUUCUUUUACCAUUUCAUGUCCAAGGUAGAUUUGACCACCACUGGAUGGAAGGUAUUGAAAACCGCUUGCACGUUUUAGAAGAAGCCAACAAGGAACUUAAGAAUGAAAACUCCAAUCUUAAAGCAGAAAUUAAAGAAAUAAAGAGGCUGUUGGGGAAAAUUCAACGGCAAAAUAUUGCCUUGAAGAUGAUUUCCGGUGUUCCAAAAAUAAAGAAAGAUACUGAUGUAUUGAAUAUCGGAAAACAGUCAACUCUACCUGAACAAGAUGAAAGCAUCGCAGACGGCGGAGUAUAUGAGGCCAAUUCGAACGGGACAAUGAAAAAUAAAAAUGCCAUAAGUAAUACCCUCGUGGUUGAAACAAUCAAAAAUGUUGUGCCAAGGAUCAUUCCUGCAACAUCAGUUUCACCUACACAGUCUGUUGCAUUCUAUGUCUACAUGAAUUCCUUUUCUCAGCCUAAUAUACCCGGCCAUAUGACACUUACAUUCGACACGGUAAUAAUAAACGAAGGAAAUGGAUAUACUAAACAUGAUGGGGUUUUCAUUGUGCCCAUAAAGGGAACAUACGUAUUUCACUGGUCAUUUAAAGUAGCUGUCCAAUCAUGGGCAAGUGUCGAAAUAAUCGUAAAUGGGAAUGCCAUUGGAUGUGCAUCUUCUGACACACAAAGAGCUGAUCAUUGGGGGACAGGGAGUGAAUUAGUCAUCACUCACGUAAACGUUGGUGACCACGUAUUCGUGCGCACGCGUGAGCGUGUAAUAGGAUCUAUUAUUAGUAGUGAUCGUGCGAGGUCAUCAUUUUCCGGAUGGUUAAUGCAUUCAUAA
Messenger RNA from Saccostrea cuccullata (small rock oyster), 898 nucleotides. RefSeq lists its product as uncharacterized. Lineage: Eukaryota; Metazoa; Mollusca; Bivalvia; Ostreida; Ostreidae. The transcript is spliced from 2 exons. Bases 47 to 898 code for a protein of 283 amino acids. The record is from RefSeq and is a predicted model, not a curated record. Gene Ontology annotation, molecular function: protein binding.